Messenger RNA from Echinops telfairi (small Madagascar hedgehog), 2842 nucleotides. RefSeq names its product nuclear VCP like (gene NVL). Gene Ontology annotation, biological process: ribosome biogenesis. NCBI's taxonomy places the organism in Eukaryota, Metazoa, Chordata, Mammalia, Afrosoricida, Tenrecidae. The coding region runs from base 31 to 2598 and encodes 855 amino acids. The record is from RefSeq and is a predicted model, not a curated record. Gene Ontology annotation, molecular function: ATP hydrolysis activity; preribosome binding; RNA binding. The transcript is spliced from 23 exons. Gene Ontology annotation, cellular component: nucleus.
GCCGGCGCGGCGGCUUCCGAGACCGGCGCGAUGAGACCGAGACCCGCGGGGUUCGUGGAUAACAAGCUGAAGCAGCGAGUGGUUCAGUAUCUUACCAGUAACAGAUGUGGCAAAUAUGUGGACACUGGAUUUUUAGCAUCUGAUUUGCAAAGAAUGUACAGUAUAGACUAUGGUCGAAGGAAAAGAAAUGCUUUUCGGAUUCAGGUAGAAAAAUUGUUUAAUUUAAUUAGUAAUGAGAAAGGACUUAAGGAUGUAACAGAGCUAGAAGAUGAACAUCUAGCAAAAAGAUCAAGACAAGGUGAAGAGGAUAAUGGGAAUUCAGACAGUGAUUCUGAUGAUUCAAAUAUGGAAGAUUACCCAGAUCCACAGUCAGCCAAUCACAUGAACAGUUCCCUGCUAUCUUUAUAUCGGAAAGGAAAUCCUGAUUCUGUUUCAAAUACUCCUGAGAUGGAGCAAAGAGAACCCACCACUUCAACACUGCAACGGACUUCCAAAGACCGCUCUGUUCCUUCAAAGGCCUCUGCCACCAUUUCUCCAGGAGGGUGGUUUAUUGACAGAACUCCAGGUGGAAAGAAAGAGAGUUUUUUCUUGGACUUGGCAGAUGAGCACAGUAAUAAUAAGAAGCCAGUGUCUGGGAUACAGGAUGCAAAAGAUUCUUCUCUUCUGGAGAGUGAUAAUAAACAAAAAGUUAGGCGAAAGAGCAAAGGAAGCAAAAGGAAGAAAGAAGAUCUUCAGGAUGUGGAUGGAGAAAUAGAAGAUGUUUUGCAAAAGAAAGCUAAACCCAGAGCGCUAGAAUUGCAGACCUCCAGUAUGAAGUUUGAAGAUAUUGGAGGCAAUGAUUCGACACUAAAGGAGGUCUGCAAGAUGCUCUUACACAUGCGUCACCCAGAGGUGUACCACCACCUGGGUGUCAUUCCGCCUCGAGGCGUUCUCCUUCACGGACCACCAGGCUGUGGGAAAACGUUACUUGCGCAUGCAAUUGCUGGGGAACUUGACCUGCCACUUCUGAAAGUAGCCGCUACGGAAGUUGUGUCUGGAGUAUCUGGAGAAUCUGAACAGAAACUGAGAGAGCUGUUUGAACAGGCAGUGUCAAAUUCACCUUGCGUCUUUUUUAUUGAUGAAAUUGAUGCUAUUACCCCCAAAAGAGAAGUUGCUUCAAAAGAUAUGGAACGAAGAAUUGUAGCCCAGCUCCUUACCUGCAUGGAUGAUCUGAACAACGUGGCUGCUACAGCUCGGGUCCUAGUCAUUGGAGCUACUAACCGACCAGAUGCUUUGGACCCUGCUUUGAGACGUGCAGGAAGGUUUGACCGAGAAAUCUGCCUAGGAAUCCCAGAUGAAGCAUCCAGGGAAAGAAUACUUCAGACUUUGUGCAGGAAAUUGAAGCUUCCUGAAAUGUUUAAUUUUCGUCAGUUAGCACACCUGACGCCAGGCUUUGUCGGGGCUGAUCUGAUGGCGCUCUGCCGAGAGGCAGCCAUGUGUGCAGUCAGUAGGGUCUUGAUGAAGCUUCAGGAGCAGCAGAAGCCAGAUCCUGAGGCGGAAGGUUUGCUUGCUGCAGGAAGCCAGGAAGCAAGAAUAGGAACGGUGCAUACUUCUAAUACACAGGAUGAAUUGCAAAGGCUGCUGGGGUUGCUAAGAGACCAAGACCCCCUCUCAGAAGAACGGCUGCAAGGGCUGUGCAUCGAACUGAAUGAUUUCAUUGUUGCUCUAGACUCCGUCCAGCCUUCUGCCCAAAGGGAAGGCUUUGUCACUGUCCCUAAUGUGACAUGGGCAGAUAUUGGUGCCCUGCAAGAUGUUCGAGAGGAGCUCACCAUGGCGAUAUUGGCACCAGUACGUCACCCAGCUCGGUUUAGAGCGCUUGGAUUGGUGACUCCAGCUGGAGUGCUCCUGGCUGGUCCUCCUGGGUGUGGCAAAACUCUCCUAGCAAAGGCUGUGGCAAAUGAGUCUGGACUAAACUUUAUAUCUGUCAAGGGUCCUGAACUACUAAAUAUGUAUGUUGGUGAGAGUGAGCGUGCUGUGCGGCAGGUUUUUCAGCGAGCCAAGAACUCGGCACCCUGUGUGAUAUUCUUUGAUGAAGUAGAUGCCUUAUGCCCUCGAAGAUCAGACCGAGAGGCAGGGGCAAGUGUCCGGGUGGUGAAUCAGCUACUGACAGAGAUGGAUGGUCUUGAAACACGGCAGCAGGUUUUCAUUAUGGCAGCCACUAACAGGCCAGACAUCAUUGACCCGGCAAUCCUGCGCCCAGGCCGGCUGGACAAAACGCUCUUUGUGGGUCUGCCCCCCCCAGCAGAUCGUCUAGCCAUCUUAAGAACGAUUACAAAAAAUGGCACCAAACCCCCACUGGAUGCAGAGGUAAAGUUGGAAGCAAUUGCUAGUGAUAUCCGCUGUGAUUGCUAUACGGGUGCAGAUCUCUCUGCUCUGGUGCGGGAAGCUUCUCUCUGUGCCCUGAGACAGGACCUGGCAAACCAGGAGAUGGGGAAAGAAAAAGGUGAACUCAAGAUUUGUCUUAAACAUUUCGAAGAAGCUUUCAAGAAAGUAAAACCAUCUGUAUCAAAAAAGGACCAGGCGAUGUAUGAAGCCCUGCAGCGGUCUCUCCGGGGAUGACGUCUCCAGCGGGGUUUGGGGGAACCAGGGGCCUUUCACCAGCAGAGAAGACCAGGCGCCCGAAUCCCAGCUUUCAGCCUGGCACUGAUGUGGUUACUUGGAAGGUUGUAUUUUUAAUUUGUUGAAGCCAAGAAUGAACUGGAGGUUCUUCGGAUUGGGCCAGCUUUAAAAAAAACCAAAAAACAGUAAUCACUGAAAUACAAUAACUGAUCAUUUUUCUAAAUAAAAAUGUUAUUUUUAAUCA